AUGAGGUCAGGUCAUGAGGACAUUUUUAUUAGUUAUCAUGCCAAAGAUGAUGUGCAGUCUACAUACGCUGGUAACAUUGUUUGGCAGAGGCGUGCUGGAGAUCCGCUACGUGUAUAUAUGGAUCUUGAACCUAGCAGGAUGAGGUCAGGUCAUGAGGACAUUUUUAUUAGUUAUCAUGCCAAAGAUGAUGUGCAGUCUACAUAUGCUGGGGCACUCUUUCAUAACAACCGAAAUUAUCAUUUAUCUUCUGUUAAGAACAAUGAUACUCUUCCUCCUCAAAGAAACCAGCUUGCGAAAAGCCUUCUCAGGUUGCUGCCCCACCACUCGUUUGGAAAGUUCUUGAACAAUGUUGGAGGCCUCGACCAGGCACUCUCCCUCUAUCCCAAAUGCAUGAAGGAUGCUAACGAAUCUCCUAAAUGGUGGGAUCAUUUACAUUGUGCCAAUACAUUGUGCCAUGACUUCGUACCUCCUCAUUCCAUUAUAGACGGGAAGCAAUUUGGUUCUAUGGAGGAAUUGGCUAUUUAUGUCAAGGCUCUAGCUAAUGAUCCAGUAGCUUAUGCAGAAUAUCAAGCGUGGAGGAGAUGUGGUGUGUUGGGUAAUUAUAGAAGAACCCGAGCAGCUAGCUUAGACACUUUACCCUGCAGACUAUGCGAGGCUGUGGAGAAAUUCAAAAGCCUUGUGAAGCGCAUUUUAGUCAAGAUUCCGGGAGAAAGGCUUCGGUUUUGCUCCUCACCUCUAAUGAAGAGCGUGGAGCGAGAUUUCUGUGUUACUUCUGCAUCACUCGCAUUCAGUAGAAAACAGGAAUUUCUGAGACAGCCAAAAUCAGUAGACAAGAUAAAUAGCUGUACAAAGAUGAGAUGGAAGGAACUUGAGCAAUUAAACAAUGAGAAGACAACUAAGUUUAUAGUCAUAUGA
Messenger RNA from Fraxinus pennsylvanica, 915 nucleotides. Lineage: Eukaryota; Viridiplantae; Streptophyta; Magnoliopsida; Lamiales; Oleaceae. The record is from the annotation of a GenBank genome assembly.